Messenger RNA from Micromonas pusilla CCMP1545, 1152 nucleotides. RefSeq lists its product as uncharacterized. Lineage: Eukaryota; Viridiplantae; Chlorophyta; Mamiellophyceae; Mamiellales; Mamiellaceae. Bases 1 to 1152 code for a protein of 383 amino acids. The record is from RefSeq and is a predicted model, not a curated record. The transcript has 6 exons. Gene Ontology annotation, biological process: metabolite repair. Gene Ontology annotation, molecular function: ATP-dependent NAD(P)H-hydrate dehydratase activity.
AUGCGAUACAGCGAGUUCGUCGCGUCGCGAGGGGUCGCCUCCCCCCCGAGGGCGUCCCCCACGGCGACGGCGGCGACGGACCACGCCGCCGCCGCGUCGUCCUCCUCCUCGGACGCGCUCCCGCCCUCCGUCGCCGCGCUCGUCCCGACGCUCAGCCUCGCGCGCAAGAAGGGCGCGUGCGGCGUCGUCGGCGUCCUCGGAGGAUGCGCCGAAUACGCGGGGGCCCCCUUCUUCGCGGCGAUGGCAGUGGGCGCGGACAUGACGCACGUCUUCUGCUCGCGCGGCGCCGCGCCGGUGAUCAAGUCGUACUCCCCCGAGCUCAUCGUCCACGGGCACCCGACGACCAUCGCCGCGGUCGCCGACGCGGAUGAGAUUCUCAGCUGGAUGCCGCGGCUGUCCUCGCUCGUUGUCGGGCCGGGGAUGGGACGCGAUCGAUCGAUGCAGCUGACCGCGAAGCUGGUCGUGUACCACGCGAUGAAGUCGAACCUCCCGAUCGUGUUCGACGCGGACGGGCUGUACAUGCUGACGAAGGAGCCCGAGCUCGUGAGGGGGUACUCGAGGGCGACGCUGACGCCAAACGUCAACGAGCUCAGGCGCGCGCUCGUCAGAUACGCGCCCGUUCCCGGCGACCCGGAGGCGUGGAGGAGGAAAGCCGCGCGCGCGCUCGCGGACGAGCUCGGCGUGACCGUCGUGAGCAAGGGCGCGACGGAUGAAAUUCGCUCCCGGUGCCCGGUCCUGACGCGGACGUGCGACGCGCCGGGGAUGCCGCGGCGGUGCGGCGGGCAGGGCGACGUCCUCGCCGGCGCCGUCGCGACGUUUUUGGCGUGGGCGGACUCAGACCCGGCCGCCGCGGAGACGGCGCUGCGGAGGUUGACGGACGAGGGGCCACCCGAGACCGGCGCGGGGGAGAGGUCGUGGCACGACGACGCGCGCGCGCGGAGGAGCGCGAGCGCGCGCGGCGACGAGGCGGCGUCGCCGAGGGAGAUGUGCGACGACGACGUGGGAGCGUUGAACGCGUUGUGCGCGCACGCUGCGUGCGUCGUGACGCGGCUCGCGGCGCGGAGGGCGUUUCAGGAGAAGAAACGGAGCGUCCUGACGACGGACGUCAUCCCGCACUUGGGGGGGGUCAUGCAGACGCUGUUUCCGGUGUAG